Messenger RNA from Moneuplotes crassus, 1026 nucleotides. NCBI's taxonomy places the organism in Eukaryota, Ciliophora, Spirotrichea, Euplotida, Euplotidae. The record is from the annotation of a GenBank genome assembly.
GUAAGAAUCAGAAAAAUGACUGAAAUGUAUUUAGGAGCAUGGGAUGAGACUUUUGAAGGAUUUUAGAGGAUAUAGAUCAAUAUUAGAAGGCAUAGUUGGAUUUUUUUUUUAAUUCAGAUUCUUUAAAACGGGAUUUAUGGAUAUUAUUCCACAAUGGUUUUAAAAUCCUGAUGAGGAUAAUUUGAUGUAACUUUAAACUCAUACUUCAAAUUCAACAGUCUCCAGCUUCCUUUAAAAAUAAUCCAUCAUCACACCCAAAACAUUAUAAAUUUCUCAUAUCGAAAGCUACUUUCAGCUCCCUAAAAAUCCCCUCUUUAUCAAAUAAUUUCUCUUGGGCUUAUACCGUACCUCUUUUUACUUUAAAUAACGAUUUUCAAAAACCUGUUCUAGAACCCUCUACUGUUCAGCUUGAAGAAGGCACUAACAACCAGGAUGAAUUCAUGAAGAGGAUAGUUGGCACACCCAAAGCUCCAGAGGAGGCUCCUCCUUCCGGAGAAGCCGAUCCAAAGACGGUUGCUCUUGAUGCGUUAAAGAAGAAAUCUCCCAUUGAGUACUUCUGGGAGCACCAAAAACAAGCCCAAGCAGAUAAGGAAACCGCCAAAGAGAAAGAAGGCAAGCACAAGAAGAAGAAAAAGGGAGCCAAGGCUUCUUCAAAAACCACCAGUGCUCCUGUUGGGCUAAAGCCCAAGACUCCAAAGGAGGAAGAGAAGAAGGAACCUAAGGCCACUCCCUAUGUUAUUCCUGUGGCUGAAGAGAAACCUGCUAAGAAGAAGAAAAAGGCAAAGAAGACUGGAGUUAAGAUGGACAAGGCCAAAACAGAAGCACCUAAGAGUGCCCGUACAGUUAAGAUGCCAACGUAUGACGACCAGAUUUAUAAGAAAGAAGCUAAAGAGAAGAAGCCAGUUGAUUCUGAGGAAAGCAAGAAGCAAACGAAGGGGAAGAAAAAGAAAGGCACCAAAGCGCCUAUAAAUAUCGGGUCUACAAGAAUUGUGUAGCAAUAUUUCAAAUCUUUAAAUAUAAACCUAA